Hyla sarda is the source of this 3412-nucleotide messenger RNA. It is a transcript of the gene RFX2, whose product is annotated as regulatory factor X2. Gene Ontology annotation, cellular component: nucleus. Lineage: Eukaryota; Metazoa; Chordata; Amphibia; Anura; Hylidae. The record is from RefSeq and is a predicted model, not a curated record. Gene Ontology annotation, molecular function: DNA-binding transcription factor activity, RNA polymerase II-specific; RNA polymerase II cis-regulatory region sequence-specific DNA binding. Gene Ontology annotation, biological process: regulation of transcription by RNA polymerase II. Bases 184 to 2349 code for a protein of 721 amino acids. The transcript has 18 exons.
GGGAGAGGAUAGCAACAGUUGCCUUGAGACCCCCGGCGCCAUAGUGACUGUAGCCGUGGAGACUGUUACUUGCCAACCGGAGACACAAGAUCAGCAGUGGCCGGAGGAGCGACCCGGGGACCGCGGGGCCAUAAGUUUUACAGCAUCACCCAUCUAACAGCACGGGGAGCCAGACCCAGCACCAUGCAAAGUUCAGACAGUGGCUCAGAUUCUGCAACCUCUGUUGCCUUACGGACCUCGGCAUCUGCUCAAGCACCAGUUGUUCAACCAGUUCCAGCUUCUCAACAGAGGAGUUUGUCUCAGUCGUCUGGCUCUGCUCCCAAAGGAGCACAUGGUCAGGGUGUCUCUGUGCCCAGAGCUCACCAGAUACAGCAGCAGGUACAAACUGUGCAACAUGUUUACCCUGCACAAGUGCAGUAUGUGGAAGGAGAUACUGUGUACACCAAUGGAGCCAUCCGAACAGCCUACUCAUACAAUGCUGAAGCUCAGAUAUAUGCUCCAAGUAGUGGUGCAUCUUAUUUCGACUCUCAGGGAGGAGGUGCCCAAGUGACCACUGUGGUCUCUUCUCCCACUUCAAUACCUUCCCACAGUAUGGUGGGCAUCACCAUGGAUGGCAGCCAAAUCAUCUCCAGUUCUGGAGCAUACCUGAUCCAUGGUGGUCUGGACAGUUCCCGUCAUAGUUUAUCUCACACUUCACGUUCCUCACCUGCAACGCUUGAAAUGGCGAUUGAAAAUCUCCAAAAAAAUGAAGGCAUCACUUCUCACAAAAGCAGCUUGCUCAACAGCCAUCUCCAGUGGUUGUUGGAUAACUAUGAGACAGCAGAUGGUGUAAGCCUUCCCAGAAGUUCCCUGUACAACCAUUAUCUUCGCCAUUGCCAGGAGCACAAGCUGGAUCCAGUAAAUGCAGCGUCAUUUGGCAAAUUGAUACGCUCUGUAUUUAUGGGCCUGCGGACGCGACGUCUUGGCACUAGGGGGAACUCAAAGUACCAUUAUUAUGGCAUACGACUAAAACCUGAUUCUCCUUUGAACCGCCUCCAAGAGGACACACAGUAUAUGGCAAUGAGACAGCAGCCCAUUCAUCAAAAGCAGAGGUACAGACCUUCACAGAAGAUGGAAGGCAUGCUAGAUAAUACUCCUAACAGUAGCCAGCACACUUCUCCUGAGCAGUCUGUAGCUGCCCAGAGCCAGCAUCACCAGCAAUUCAUAGACAUGUCCCACGUGUUCCCAGAUUUCCCUGCACCAGAUUUGGGCACCAUGCUCUUACCAGAUGGCAUUAACAUGACAGAUAUAAAGAAUUUGCAGCUCAUGUACCGGAGACACUGUGAGGCAACUAUUGAUGUGGUUAUGAAUCUACAGUUCCAGUACAUUGAGAAGUUAUGGCAGGCAUUUUGGAAUUCAAAGCCGACCUCCCCAGAUGGUUCCACAUUGGCAAGUGACGAGGAAUCAGACGCAAUCAUCCCAAAGGACAAAUUGAUGGUCAUGUGUAAAUAUGAACCCAUCAUGAGAUGGAUGAGGAGCUGUGACCACAUCUUGUAUCAAGCCCUUGUAGAGAUUCUCAUCCCCGAUGUCCUACGUCCUGUGCCCAGUACAUUGACUCAGGCUAUCCGAAAUUUUGCAAAAAGUCUGGAAGGGUGGCUCACAAAUGCAAUGUGUGACUUUCCACAGCCGAUUGUCCAAGCAAAGGUUGGCGUUGUUAGUGCAUUUGCUCAAACCUUACGUCGAUACACAUCCUUAAAUCAUCUGGCACAAGCAGCCCGGGCUGUCUUGCAAAAUACCUCCCAGAUUAAUCAGAUGCUAAGUGAUCUAAAUCGUGUUGAUUUUGCCAAUGUUCAGGAACAGGCAUCCUGGGUGUGUCAGUGUGAAGAAGGCAUGGUCCAAAAGCUGGAGCAAGAUUUCAAACUGACUCUUCAGCAACAAAGUUCUUUGGACCAGUGGGCGAGUUGGUUGGAUAAUGUUGUUACCCAAGUGCUGAAGCCACAUGAAGGGAGCCCAAGUUUCCCAAAAGCUGCCAGGCAAUUCCUUCUGAAGUGGUCAUUCUACAGCUCAAUGGUAAUUCGGGACCUCACCUUGCGCAGUGCUGCCAGUUUUGGAUCCUUUCAUCUAAUUCGAUUACUCUAUGAUGAAUAUAUGUUCUACUUGGUAGAACACAGAGUGGCUCAAGCUACAGGAGAGACCCCUAUUGCAGUAAUGGGGGAGUUCAGUGACCUGUCUUCUAUGUCUCCUGUGUUAAUGGAUAAAGAUGACAUCAGUGAACUUGGAAGUGAUACAGAUGGGGACCUUCGUGUCUCUGGUGAACCACCUGUCAAGAGAGAGCGUGUGGACAUGGGCCACUCCAUGCAGGAAAUGUAGAAAAGUCAGCUAUGCCUUAAUGCUUCUUGUAUUGGGAUUUCCUCAUUUUGAGACAACCUGCCUUCAUAAAACUAGUGCCUGCGCAACACACACAAUGUUGAGGGUUUAGUGUGCUUUCCUAUUAAGGACCACUUGCACCAUUUUUAUUGGCAUUUGCUGUUAGUUUGAAUAAUGACGUAUGGUGUGGAAAAGAUAUGGCAUCUAUGACGAUCGCACUGCAGCCACAUGUGCCAUGUUCCAACCCAUCCUCUAUAUUGUGCAAACCUUCUUCUAAGAUAAAAGUACCUUGGUUGGAAGUAUGCGGCAAGCCUUGGGACUUAUUAAAGCAUAAAUAAAACAAAUGUCAUUUUGUGGACUACAGUUGGAGCAUUUUCCUAAACCUUGGCACGUUGUUGGGUAAUUAUUGUACACUAUGGCUCUGUUACCUCACUGUAGAUCUCCCUGACCUGGGCUGAAUUAAUUUGCCAAAUCACACUGUGCUUUAGACUACACAAUAUAGUGUGAAUACCUGGUAGGUAUGUCCAUAAGUGGAGUAAACACUGCUGGGAUUAAUGGCAGUUGUGUAAUGAUACACAGGAUCAAUCCUGACUUUCCUAAAUGCGGGAGAUAUCGGUGUAAGAUUACACACCGAGAAUCUUACAUUACUUCAUGCCUCUCUUAACAAAAAUAUUAUACGUUGAAACUCAUCUCAUGGUGGUUUAUAACCUUUUUAGAAUAAGAUUGUGUACAUUGUUGCCAGUUAGUUUGUCAAGAAUGAGUACAUGUUUAUUAUAGACUUGGUUAAGGUGUAUAUCUUAUUCGCCUCCAUAAUUGUUCUGUCUUUAAGAGGUUAUUCCAGCAAUCAAAAUUGUUAUAUUUGGCUUGUGGUGCUUUAAUAUAGCAAGGCAACCAUACUCUCCUGCCUCAGUCUCCUGCUGCUGAUGUUCUUGGCAACCACUGCAGUCACAGAGCGGGACAACAGGUCACAAGGUGCAGAAGAGAGCAGCAAACUGGGAACCUUCACAAUGGCAGCAGUUUGGCAUGAAGCGGGUUAAUAGGGUUCUGUUAUUUUAAAGCAUCCUGA